Styela clava is the source of this 1483-nucleotide messenger RNA. RefSeq names its product membrane frizzled-related protein-like. NCBI's taxonomy places the organism in Eukaryota, Metazoa, Chordata, Ascidiacea, Stolidobranchia, Styelidae. The record is from RefSeq and is a predicted model, not a curated record.
AUAUUACUAAUAAUCUAAUGUAAUUGUUGCUGUUUCAGCUUACAACAGUAAAAUAGUAAAAUUAGCAAAACUUAUUUAACCAAAAUGGAGUUGAAUGUAUGGAUUUGUAUUUUAGCUAUUUUUUGUGCUCACGUGAUCGCCCAAGAUUCAUUCAUCGAAGCAAAUUUGGAUGUUUCGCCAUUCGAUUUUGAAGUGGACAUUUGCGGGGAAUCAUUUAUGACAGCCCCAUCGGGACGUUUCACUAGUCCGUUGUUCCCUGCUAAUUAUCCAGCAGAUAUGCUAUGUGAAUGGGUAAUUGAGGUUGAAGCUGGUAACAUAGUCGAAAUCAAAUUUGACAAUUUUCAAGUUGGAGAGCCUGGCGGAGAAAUGACCGAUUACAUUAUGAUUUUUGAAGAAGACAUCGACGGAGAUGGUGAAUAUUUCUUUGGAUCAAAUACAGGAGCAACCAUGAAAUAUCGAUCAAAAACAAAUUUUGUCAUAGUUCAAUUCCUAAGCGACGAAUUCAAUAAUUUCAAAGGAUUCAAUGCUACUUAUAAUAGCUGGAAUGCUGUAAACUUCUGUGAUAGGAACAUGCUUGGGCCACAAGCUGACCUUGAAAAAACAAAAUGUCGAGACGGAAUCAAUAAUGACUUUUACAAAAGAUGUUAUGUUGCAUGCCAGCCAAACUACGUAUUGGAAAAAAGUUCGCGAGUCGAUUGUCAGAACGGGAAAUUUAUGCCAGAGAAAUCAUGCCAACUUGUUGCGUGGGAAGCUCAACUCUGCGAAAUCACCAAUUUUGCUUAUUGCAUAUACAACGCCGGUGAACUAGCUGAUUUCUGGUUGGGCAAAGAAUCAAGAUAUUUGGGAAAUGUCGAAACAGAAUCCGAAGAUUUUGAUUUGGAUAUAUUCCCAGAUCCAGCUGCGACAGAACUACAAUCCGGAAGGAGUACGCCAGGAGAUGAGUCCACUACCGCGGGCGGAGUAGCAGCAGUAUGUUUCGACAAGUUGAUAGGUUUUGAAUAUUGCAAGAAGAAAAAGAAUUCUGACAAUUACGCUUUUAACUGCAAAGCAUUUCUUAAAGUCAAAAAGCUGAAGAAGGACGUCCGUCAAAGAAAAAUGGAAACAUGUUUCCGUUGCCGUACUGAUGACUGCAAGAAUAAGGUUGUCGUUGAUCAGUAUAUAUAGACAAUCGAUGUGGUUCUUACGCAGGCAUAUCUUUGUGACGCCAAACACGAACUUGCUCAAAACUCGUAUUCAGAAUCACAGUUUGAAGUCAGGGAAAUGUAUAUAUAAGUGUAAUAAAAAUUGUAUUUUAUGUCUGGUUUCGUUUAAUUGUUGCAAGCUUGAGGUAGAUGACUGUGAAAUGUAGCAGUUGGACUUUAAAUGUCAUUCAAUACACUUUAUCAUGUACAUUAUUGAUCUUUCAAUCCUUUGUGAAUCAUUUCCGGGUUUUAAAAACUUUUGAUUUCAUAUAUAAAUUAAAUGAGUAAAAGUUGUUAAUGUU